AUGACUAAUCCUAUGAGUAACGAGGUACCUGCCGCCACCAGCAGUCCGACUUCCGGACUGACAGCAGUAAACUCACAUCUUCAUGACAUAAAAGAGGAGAAAGAGGAUCACGAAAACACUGUAAUACACCAUUCUCCUGUUGAUUAUAUACCCGAGAUCGAGGAAGAAACAAGGCUCGACGAUACAGGAGAUGUUUCAAUAGAGAGCCAAGACAUGAUAAAUGACACCGCAGAAGGUGACGCUGAAGAAGAAGAAAAAAAGCUGACGAACAGUUUUGAUGAAUUAUCAUUGUUACCACCGUUGCCACAUAACGAUUUAUCAUUUGACGUGAUAAGAGCACAACAACUGGAGAACAUGGAGAAUGCAGCAGCUCUACAAGAACUGGAUCAACGUGGCAUGCUAUUACCGGAACAUACUCGCAACGGAUUAGAUGCACUAGCUGAAAGUCCUGAAUCUAUUUUGAGAGCACAUUCUUCGAAUUCACCAGAUCGUUCAGCAUCUCCUCCCCAUAGAAUGCCAUCCUUGAGAUCAUCUACUCCACUGUCACCAAUCGUUGUACCUAGUGCUGUUAAAGAUAGUAGAACUUCCAAAAUGAUCUUGGAUGAUCUCGUCUCGAACAAUGACGAACUGAUAAAUAUACAGUCCUCGUUAGAUUAUAAUUUGAAGAAUAGCCAGGAAUUAAACGUUGAAGAGAUACAGUAUCCAUUGGAAAAUCCUAAUACAUCAUUUGAUUUAUCAAAAGCAUUAGAAAUACCAAAUUCGUCUUCAUCUCUCGGGAAUAAGGGCUCAUCUCCAUUGAAUACUACUCAGGAAAGCAAUAUAAGUGUUCCACCUUCACCAAAGAUCACAAGUCCAAAGGCUUCUUUGAAGAAAAAGUUUUCAAAUACUCUAUUAACAACUGGUGGCGAGCUACCUAAUAUUAACACAAACACAAACGGCAACAUUAAUGGAAUACUCACGUCUCAAAAACAUUCCCCGACAGAAUUUCCACAACUAAGUAAAGUUGCCACGGCGACGUCGAACACAUCACUGGCUUCGCACUCAGCAACACCUGUUCAAGCAAGAACAUCAAUUUCUAGCAGACCAAGAAGAAGCACUUCAAUAACGAAUUCAGUACAGAGGCUUGUCCUUGAGACAGCUAACAACGAUACAAAAAAACCAUUGACAGAGAGAAAGCCAUCGCUUAAGCGGUAUACUAGUAGUAUAAACACACCGAAUACGGAUCUAGAUAAUGUGUCCAGACUAGAAGCUCAACUAUACAAUCUACCAGCCGUAACAGGAACAAUAUCUAGGGCACCUUCGGUAAAUUCUGGGAGAGCAAGGUCACAAUCUCAAUCAGUCCAACAAAAACUAGGCAGUACUGAUAUGCAGCCAUUAGGCUUGGCAAUAAGUACAACAGACCUGAAUAGUAUAGAUUCUAAGACUAAACGACCUCCAUUUCUCCGAAGGGCUUCAAGUGCUUUAAUGAGGAAAGCCUCCAUGAAAAUGGGCAACGAAAAUGCCAGUUCACCAAUGUCACCCGUCACACCUUUACCUACACCAGUGACUGCCAUUGAUAAAAAGCCAUAUAUCAGAUCAACCUUGGGACGACAAUUGAGCAGUACAAGCAUAGCAACCGAUGCGAAUAUUGAUUACUCUGGGAAAACUGGUAGAAAUGUUUCAACACCAUUAAUGCGCACAUCCUCAUUCAGUCAUAAGAUGAAGCGUGGAUUAACUAGAAUUAUGAGCACUAAUGGAUCUAGUGCUAGAAUUUCUAACAAACCACCUGCUGAAGUUGUACCAUCUAGACACAGUCAAGAUUUUCUAAGACAUACAGUACCUGAUAAUAACAGCACCAUAGACAACUACACUUUAAGAAAUGGAAGUAAUGGAGAUAAUUCAGAUAACUCUGUUUUGUAUAUGGCCGUUGAUAAGAGAUACAAUGGUGCGGUACCAAAGUCGAAUUCCGCUGACUCUGCGAACAUGGACUAUUUCAAUUUCCCCAAGACUGAGAUAAUCGAUCCAAAUUUCAAGACUAUGGCCAUAGAUAUGGAUGCUUGGAAAUCGCAAGUGCCUGUUAUCAACGUUACAGAUGGCACUUCGAUCAACAUGCCAGCUCGUCCGAGGUUUGACACAGAAUGUUCAAAAGUGUUCUGUUUAGAGAAUGUUAAUGUACCGAGACAUAACAGCAACAACAGUACGCCAUUAUCAGUCUCAACAAAUAGCUCUCAGGCUAAAUCAAAUACUAAGGAAGAGAACCAGCCAGAUAGUAUCAAAGUGAUGGAUCUGAAAGAUUACAUCAAGUUCCUUUUCAAACAGAAGACACUUGAAGAUAGUACCUAUGAAAAGAUAGAGAAGCAAUUCAUGGAAAGUGGUUGGUGCUCUAACUCCGAUUUGGUGAAUAUCAGACAUAAGAGAUACUCUGUGAACAAAAAAUGGGACGAUGUGAUCAAUUUCUAUCAAAGCAAAGUUGGCUAA
Molecule: messenger RNA, 2457 nt
Organism: Nakaseomyces glabratus
Lineage: Eukaryota; Fungi; Ascomycota; Saccharomycetes; Saccharomycetales; Saccharomycetaceae
Source: RefSeq, a predicted model, not a curated record